AUGGCGUUGUUAGCUAUGCAUGCCCUAUGUGCAUCCACUAUAUUAGUUGUUUUGACUACGACCUUUGCACUGCCAGUAUUUUUCGAGAAUCGAGAUGCAGAUGGUGGCAUGUCUCUACGGUACAAACGUCAGUUCUUUCCUGGGGGUGGUUUGGGUGGAAACGGUUUCGGUGGAAUGGGAGGUGGAGGAAGGGGAGGAGGACCAGGAGGUGGCGGAGGCGGAGGACCAGGAGGAGGAAAUAGAGGCGGUGGCGGGCAGGGUCCUGGUGGAAGAAACGGACCAGGUGGAGGAGGUCAAGGGCAGCAAGGUGGAAUGGGAGGAGGGGGCCCUCAAGGAAUGGGUGGAAGAGGAGGGCAACUAGGUGGAGCGGGUGGAUUCGGAGGGCAGCAAGGGGGAUGGGGUGGGCCUCCUCGUGGAAUGGGUGGAUUCGGUGGGUUCCCACGAGGGGGUGGAUGGGGUGGUCCUCCGCCGAGGUUUUUCGGAUGGGGUCGCUAA
Haemonchus placei is the source of this 495-nucleotide messenger RNA. NCBI's taxonomy places the organism in Eukaryota, Metazoa, Nematoda, Chromadorea, Rhabditida, Trichostrongylidae. The record is from the annotation of a GenBank genome assembly.